Messenger RNA from Python bivittatus (Burmese python), 4471 nucleotides. It is a transcript of the gene HIF1A, whose product is annotated as hypoxia inducible factor 1 subunit alpha. Gene Ontology annotation, cellular component: nucleus. Gene Ontology annotation, molecular function: protein dimerization activity; RNA polymerase II transcription regulatory region sequence-specific DNA binding; DNA-binding transcription factor activity, RNA polymerase II-specific. NCBI's taxonomy places the organism in Eukaryota, Metazoa, Chordata, Lepidosauria, Squamata, Pythonidae. The record is from RefSeq and is a predicted model, not a curated record. Gene Ontology annotation, biological process: cellular response to hypoxia; regulation of transcription by RNA polymerase II.
GCCAGCUCCACUUCACAGCCGGCCGGCCGCCACUCGCGAAGCGCCUCUGGCCCGCUUGGAGAGUAUUUCCCCGCCUCCCGCGCUCGUUGGCUUCUUCCUUCCUUCGCGUUUGCAGGCCGCUGAAGCCCGCCGUCCUGUGAGAGCCUGUUUCGGCCAGCCAAGCUGGCCUCAGCUGUCGCCAUGGAGCCUUGCGCGACGACGGGUGGCUCCUGCGAGAAGAAAAGGAUUAGCUCAGAACGUAGAAAAGAGAAAUCUAGAGAUGCUGCCAGGUGUCGGAGGAGUAAGGAAUCAGAGGUGUUCUAUGAACUUGCUCACCAGUUGCCUCUUCCCCAUCAUGUGAGCGCACAUCUUGAUAAAGCCUCUGUUAUGAGGCUUACAAUCAGCUAUCUGCGCAUGAGGAAGCUGCUUGAUGCAGAUGACCUAGAGACAGAAGCUGAAAUGGAGACGCAGUUGAAUUGUUUUUACUUAAAAGCUCUUGAUGGAUUUGUUAUGGUUCUCUCUGAAGAUGGUGACAUGAUCUAUACAUCUGAAAAUGUGAACAAGUGUAUGGGACUCACUCAGUUUGAAUUGACAGGACACAGUGUGUUUGAUUUCACUCAUCCGUGUGAUCAUGAAGAGUUGAGAGAAAUGCUCAUCCAUAGAAAUGGUCCUGUUAAAAAGGGAAAGGAACAGAAUACAGAACGGAGUUUUUUCCUCAGAAUGAAAUGUACGCUGACUAGUAGAGGAAGAACUGUGAAUAUAAAAUCAGCCACGUGGAAGGUACUUCAUUGUACAGGUCACAUUCGUGUUUAUGAGAAUUGCAACAAUCAGACUGUGUGCGGUUAUAAAAAGCCUCCCAUGACAUGUUUGGUAUUAAUUUGUGAGCCUAUACCUCAUCCAUCAAAUAUUGAAGUCCCAUUGGAUAGUAAAACGUUCCUCAGCCGCCAUAGCCUUGACAUGAAAUUUUCCUAUUGUGAUGAAAGGAUUACAGAACUAAUAGGAUAUGAUCCCGAAGAACUCCUGGGGCGCUCUGUAUAUGAAUAUUAUCAUGCACUGGACUCUGAUCAUCUGACCAAAACACAUCAUGACAUGUUUGCCAAAGGGCAAGUCACCACCGGACAGUAUCGAAUGCUUGCCAAGGAAGGUGGCUAUGUUUGGGUAGAGACUCAAGCAACCGUUAUAUACAAUACUAAGAAUUCCCAACCACAGUGUAUUGUGUGCGUGAACUAUGUCUUGAGUGGAAUUGUUCAGGGGGACUUGAUUUUUUCACUUCAGCAAACAGAGCGUAUGUUGAAACCAGUGGAUUCUCCUGAGAUGGGAAUGAUGAAAGUACUCAACAAGAGUGAUCUGGAAGAUAGCAACAGCCUCUUUGAGAAACUUAAAAAGGAACCUGAUGCAUUAACCUAUCUUGCUCCUGCUGCUGGGGACACCAUAAUAGCAUUAGAUUUCGGCAAUGAUGAGUCAGAUGAGCAACAGUCUGAUGAAGUUCCUUUGUAUAAUGAUGUAAUGCUCCCCUCAUCCAGUGAGAAACUGCAGAGUAUAAAUUUGGCAAUGUCCCCACUACCUGCCUCUGAAACAACAAAGCCACUCCGCAGCAGUGCUGACCCAGCACUCAAUAGAGAGGUGGUGGCCAAACUGGAACCCAACACAGAGCCCUUAGACCUUACUUUCUCCAGCCGGCAGACCCAAGAUCAACCAGCUACUCCUUCUGAUGGAAGCACUAGCCAAAGCUCACCUGAGCCCAAUAGUCCUACUAAUGAUUAUUGCUUCAGUGUGGAUAAUGAGAUAGCCAGUGAGUUCAAGCUGGAAUUGGUGGAAAAGCUCUUUGCAAUAGACCCAGAAUCAAAAAACCCAUUUUCAAUGCAGGAAACAGAUUUAGAUUUGGAAAUGUUGGCACCUUAUAUCCCCAUGGACGAUGAUUUCCAGUUGCGCACCUUUGACCAACUUUCUCCACUGGAGAGUAAUUCUGCAAAUUCUUCUUCUAAUGUGACUCCUGUGACAGGGUUUCAGCCAACUCUAAUGCAGUCAUCUGCUACAGACACGAUAAAACCCAUGACAAUCAAGCAUGAGACUGAUGCGAAGGUGCUUGUAACUCCUGCUCCUAUCAACCCAAAAGCACUCACAGAUCCUGCUCCCAUAAUUAGUGCCCUGGGAUCACCUUAUACUAAGAAUCAAAGUCGGACUGCAUCUCCAGUCAGAACAGGAAAAGGCACGAUAGACCAGACAGAGCAAAUGAAUCGAGCAACACCAGACUUGUUGACAGUCACUUUUGGUAAAAGUAGAUCAACUGAAGUGAAUGAAGAUAUCAGUCCAAGGAUAAUAGCUCUCCAUAAUAUUCAGAGGAAACGAAAAAUGGAGCAGGACGGCUUGCUUUUCCAGGCAGUAGGAAUUGGCACAUUAUUGGCACCGUCAGGGCCUCCUGGAACGAAUGUAUCACUGGCUUGGAAACGUGUAAAAGGAUGCAGAUCAAAUGGACAGAAUGAGGUGGCGGAAAAGACAGUCAUUUUGUUACCAUCAGAUAUAGCAAGUAAACUUCUAGGGCAGUCAAUGGAUGAGAAGGGACUCCCACAGCUUACCAGCUAUGAUUGUGAAGUCAAUGCUCCUAUACAAGGCAACCGAAACCUGUUACAAGGUGAAGAGUUGUUCAGAGCCCUGGAUCAGAUCAACUGAGCUUCUCCUGUACCUCCCUCUUCAUAAUUGUUCUUUUUUCUUGGACAUUGGUGAUUCACCACCUAAAAGCAGUCUAUUUAUAUUUUCUAUAUCUGAUUUUAGAAGCCUGGGUACAAAUACUGCACUAAUUCAGUUAGUUUGCAUCUGAUCCCUUUUCUACUUUGGACAGUCUCUUACAUAAUGAGUUUUGUUUCCUUCCUUCCUUCCUUCCUUCCUUCCUUCCUUCCUUCCUUCCUUCCUUCCUUCCUUCCUUCCUUCCUUCCUUCCUUCCUUCGUAACUCAGCUAAUGAUGCAUUUUUGGUACAUAAACAGUCCAAGUCAGUUACAUUUAGAACAUGCUUAUAAUGACAGCUUUGAAGUAGGCACCUUUUCAAAAAGUAUUUAUUUUUUAUUUUGACUGGGAGUUUGUCACUGAAGAAUUCUAUUUGAUGAUACAUUGCCACAAUAAAAUUGUCUGAGCUUUCUAUCAUGUAGUUGUAGGCAUACUUGAAGGCACAUUGUGCUGUUGAUCUCUAAUGUUUGGAUAAAUUUUUACUUUUACUUUUUUUUAAAAAAGAAAUAUUGCUUUGCAGCAGUGCAUUUGUAGCCACAAUCGCACAAUCUAUUUUCUUAUGAAAAUAAACAAAAUACCAGCAGUUCCUCAUGCAAUAUUGUGCGUUUAUAAAACUAGUUUUUAUGAUGAACAUUUUUUCUUUUAUGUUUCUCUUUUAUGUUAAUUACCUGUGAAAUCAUGUAGAAAUUUUGGAGUAGUGCUAUAUUUUUGUUAUGUUGUAUUUCAAGAUGUUCCUAAAUACUGUGUUUUAAUAUUAAAUAUGAUUAGGGAAAAAUAAGUUGAGCGUGAGAGGCUAGUAACAUCUGGAGAUUUUUAGGUUAGGAAAAAAGAUUAUUGGGGUAGGGAAUGGGAAUCUCAUACAAAUAUUUGUGGAGCAGGUGGAUGGAUAUUUUUUUCUCCCUUCUGCAUUUUAAAAAAUUGGGCCCACUGAAUAAAGUUGAUCUUCAGGCCAGUUGAAAAUCAAUUUUUUCCCUUUUUUAUUUUUUAUUUUUCUGCAAAUGAAUUAAUUCAUUGCCACAAUAUGGAGAUGGCCACUUUAGAAAUGGCUUUCUAAAAGAUGACUUUUUUUAAAAAAAUGGACAUGGAUCUUAAGGUCAUCUGUGUUUGAAGGCCAUGCACCUCCUAACAGUUUGCUGGGGGACAAACAACAGAGGAAAGACCUUUGUUUUCAUGCCUUGCUUAUGGACUUUCUAGAAGCAUCUGGCUGGACUAGAUGGACCUUUGGCCUGAUCCAGCAGGGCAGCUCUUUUGUUAUUUAUAGGAAGAUAUUUUCUUUCAUUUGAAAGAGAAUAAUUUUUUGAUGUUUAAGUUGUUUGGCCAGCUCAAAAUUCUCCCUAGCUCAUAGCUGUGAAAGUACAUGCUAAUACUGCAUACCAAUAACAACUUAAAUGUUCCCAUUACCCUGUUUGGUCGAGGUGAUAUUUCAAACAAAUCAUAAAACGUGUUGCUUUUUUAGCAAAGUUAUCUAGUUUCAUCACUAAGUUGUUUGCUGAUAAUUCAGUGUUUUGGAUCUUAAGUACCUUGUUGCUAUUAACAUCAGAGCUCCCCCCCCGCCCCAAUUAAGCAUAACUUUCAGUAAUGCUGAAUAUGCUUUAGAACUUUUUAUUUAGGAAACAAGUCACAAAACAUCUUAUUUUCUUUCUACAUGCUGUAUAAUAAAUUCUACCUACUCAUUCUUUUUUCCUUUUUGUGGUUGGAUAUGACACUAACUGUAUUGUUUUAUUACAUCAAUAAACUAUGUGGACCAGGCCUGUAACAAAGGGUUGUAUC